AUGCGUGUUUAUAAUUAUAUGACAAGUUUUUAAAAGAGAAGGAGCUCAAGUUUCCUCGACCUCCAUUAAUGAGAUCGAGCUUGACAUCCGCCUCGAGAGCCUAAUGGGGAAGAAGCUAGGCUUGGGCUCUCUCUUCUUCAAGCUGAGGGACUCGCCGAGGCCCUCUGCUCGCCUCUCUCCUCCCUCUCCCUGGCAUUUUUGCAAACACCCAAAGACGACUUCCUUCCGCGACGCCGGCGCCGGCGACGGGGUGUUCAAGACGGUGAACUCGGUCUAUAUCGAAUCCAACGACUCCUGCUUCACGUCCGACCACGAGUGGAGCUUCUCCACGGCGUCGUCGGGCUCCGCCGUGGGCGAGUCGUCGGAGACGGUGGUGCGGCGGAGGCGGUCGGACCGGCUCUUCUUCGACCGGGGCGGCGGCACGAGGUCGAUCAUGGAGGAGGCCAAGGCGGAGGCAGAGGAGCCGUUCGAGGACAGCGUGGCGCUGGCGGUGGAUUCGGAGGACCCGUACGGUGACUUCCGGCGGUCGAUGGAGGAGAUGGUGUCGGCGCACGGCCUCGGCCGAGACUGGGAGCAGCUGGAGGAGCUGCUGGUGUGGUACCUGAGGCUGAACACGAAGGAGACGCAUCGACUCAUAGUGGGAGCCUUCGUGGACUUGCUCGUAGCCAUCAAUGCUUCCUCCUCCUCCAUUUCGUCCUCCUCCUCCUCUUCCAGUUCUUUCAAGAUUGAAGGAAUAACAGAGGAGGAUACUACCAACGAGCCAAGUUCUUCAUCAUCAUAUCCUUAACUCCACAAAAUCCCACACACUGUAUAUUUUCUAGAUUUUUCUCAUUAACUAAGCCCAUAUUUUUGAUCGGAGAAGACAAUCAAGCGCGCUCGUAUCCAAUUAUAGCAGUAGAUGAAACUGCUCUAGUUGGAGAUUGCUUGGCUGUUCUUGGUGUCAGGUUUAGCAAGUCACAAAGUAUGAAUUAAGUUUCUGAUUCACAAAUUGAAACUUUGAAGUGUCAGAAACUAAAUCAUGGGAAGCCAUGCCCUUGUUUGAUCUGUCCACGAGAUAUUAAAAAGGUAUAGCGAAUGGAGCUUGCCCUAGUUGCACAUGGAUCCAUAUAAUUAUUUAGAGAUUAGCCAAAUAUAAAACUAAAGAUUCUUGUCUGUAGUUUCAACGUGAGAAGCUUCUAAAUCUUGCAUUAGAUUCAAUGUUUGCUUGUGAUGCAUGCAAAGGGAGUUAGUCUUUCGCAUUCA
Messenger RNA from Zingiber officinale, 1242 nucleotides. RefSeq names its product transcription repressor OFP13-like. NCBI's taxonomy places the organism in Eukaryota, Viridiplantae, Streptophyta, Magnoliopsida, Zingiberales, Zingiberaceae. The transcript is spliced from 2 exons. The record is from RefSeq and is a predicted model, not a curated record. Gene Ontology annotation, biological process: negative regulation of DNA-templated transcription. The coding region runs from base 104 to 787 and encodes 227 amino acids.